Messenger RNA from Thlaspi arvense, 870 nucleotides. NCBI's taxonomy places the organism in Eukaryota, Viridiplantae, Streptophyta, Magnoliopsida, Brassicales, Brassicaceae. The record is from the annotation of a GenBank genome assembly.
AUGGCAAUGUGUUCAUCAUCGUCAUCGUCUUCGUCUUCUCAGAAAACAUGGAUCGUACACGGGAUCGUGGCCGGAACCGCGAUUGCUGCGGCGAUUGGCGCAAGAGCGUAUCUGGGUCGAUCCAGGAAAUUCCGGAGCCGGGUCGUCGGAAUCAUCCCCGCCCGUUACGCUUCCUCUCGAUUCGAGGGUAAGCCUCUCGUGCAAAUCCUCGGCAAACCCAUGAUCCAGAGGACUUGGGAGAGAUCGAAAUUAGCCGCUACGCUGGAUCACGUUGUUGUAGCCACGGAUGAUGAAAGGAUCGCGGAUUGCUGUCGAGGAUUUGGUGCAGAUGUCAUCAUGACUUCAGAGUCUUGCAGAAAUGGCACAGAACGUUGCAACGAAGCACUAGAAAAGCUGGAGAAGAAGUAUGAUGUGGUUGUUAACAUCCAAGGAGAUGAACCACUUAUUGAGCCUGAGAUUAUAGACGGUGUAGUCAAAGCACUUCAGGUAGCACCUGAUGCAGUGUUUAGCACAGCGGUGACAUCGUUGAAACCAGAAGACGGGCUUGAUCCGAACCGAGUCAAAUGUGUGGUGGACAACCGUGGCUAUGCUAUCUAUUUCUCGAGGGGUUUGAUUCCUUAUAACAAGAGCGGUAAAGUCAAUCCGGAUUUCCCCUACAUGCUCCAUCUUGGAAUCCAGAGCUUUGAUUCGAAGUUUCUGAAAGUAUAUUCGGAGCUUCAGCCAACGCCAUUGCAGCUAGAAGAGGAUCUAGAGCAGCUCAAAGUCCUUGAGAAUGGCUACAAGAUGAAGGUAACACAAGCAUUUCUCCUAAAAGCAUCUAAAGGAAGAAAAGAAUUAAGCCUUCGCUUAGAGAAUAUAAGAGAGAAGUAG